Molecule: messenger RNA, 3911 nt
Organism: Empidonax traillii (willow flycatcher)
Lineage: Eukaryota; Metazoa; Chordata; Aves; Passeriformes; Tyrannidae
Gene: MAN2A1
Product: mannosidase alpha class 2A member 1
Exons: 22
Coding region: 1-3456 (1151 amino acids)
Biological process (GO): mannose metabolic process; N-glycan processing; protein deglycosylation
Cellular component (GO): Golgi membrane
Molecular function (GO): alpha-mannosidase activity; carbohydrate binding
Source: RefSeq, a predicted model, not a curated record
AUGAAGCUGAGCCGGCAGUUCACGGUGUUCGGCAGCGCGGUCUUCUGCGUUGUGAUCUUCUCCCUCUACCUGAUGCUGGACCGCGGCCACUUCGACCACCCGAAGAGCCCCCGGCGGGAGGGCACCUUCCCCAAGGGCCAGCUUUCAAUAUUGCAGGAAAAAAUAGAUCAUUUAGAACGCCUGUUGGCAGAAAAUAAUGAGAUUAUUUCAAACAUACGAGAUUCUGUGAUCAAUCUGAGUGAAUCAGUAAAAGAUGGUCAGAAAAAUCCAGAGGCCAUAAACUUCAGUCAAGGAUCUGUUUCUGAGCUCUUUCCUUCUGCUUCAGUUUUGUUUGCCAUUGAUUCUGAGGAUUGUUUGUUUGCUUCAAAAAGUGGAAGUCAUAGUUCGGAUGUACAGAUGCUGGAUGUCUAUGACAUUCUUCCUUUUGAUAAUCCAGAUGGUGGCGUUUGGAAACAAGGAUUUGAUAUCACAUACAAUGAAAAUGAAUGGGACAGUGAACCACUUCAAGUUUUUGUUGUGCCUCACUCCCAUAAUGACCCAGGUUGGCUGAAGACUUUUGAUGAUUACUUUAGAGAUCAGACACAGCAUAUUUUAAAUAACAUGGUUAUAAAACUGCAAGAAGACAAUCGAAGGAAGUUUAUAUGGUCUGAGAUUUCCUACUUUUCAAAAUGGUGGGACGGAAUAGAUAGCCAAAAAAAGGAUACUGUUAAAAGGUUAAUAAAAGAUGGACAAUUUGAAAUAGUAACAGGAGGAUGGGUCAUGGCUGAUGAAGCCUCUGCUCAUUAUUUUUCUAUAAUUGACCAACUAAUAGAAGGACAUCAGUGGCUAGAAAAGAACCUUGGAGUAAAACCAAAGUCUGGCUGGGCAGUUGAUCCUUUCGGGCAUUCACCAACAAUGGCUUACCUUCUGAAACGCACAGGAUUUUCCAAUAUGCUUAUACAGAGAGUUCAUUACUCAGUUAAAAAAUAUUUUGCGACACAAAAGACACUAGAAUUUUUUUGGAGACAGAACUGGGAUUUGGGAUCCAGUACAGAUAUUCUUUGUCAUAUGAUGCCUUUCUAUAGCUAUGAUGUUCCUCAUACGUGUGGUCCGGACCCGAAAAUCUGCUGCCAGUUUGAUUUCAAACGACUUCCUGGGGGAAGAGUAAGUUGCCCUUGGAGAGUUCCACCAGAAGCCAUUCAUGCUGGAAAUGUUCAACACAGGGCUUGGAUUAUUUUAGAUCAAUACAGAAAGAAGUCAAAGCUUUUCCGUACUAAAGUUGUGUUGGCCCCACUAGGGGAUGAUUUCCGCUAUACUGAGAGCUCAGAAUGGGAUCAACAGUAUCAGAAUUAUCAAAAGCUGUUUGAUUACAUGAAUUCUCGUCCUGAGUGGCAUGUUAAGGCCCAGUUUGGAACUUUAUCAGAUUACUUUGAAGCUCUGCGUAAAGAAAGCAAUUUGGGUGAAAAGAGCAGCAAUUCAUUUUUUCCUGUUUUAAGUGGAGACUUCUUCACCUAUGCAGACAGAGAUCAUCAUUACUGGAGUGGAUACUUUACAUCACGACCCUUCUAUAAGCGCCUGGAUAGAGUCCUGGAAUCCUACAUACGGGCAGCUGAAAUUCUCUACUCCUUGGCUUUGGUACAGUCCAGUAAAUCUGAGAAGAUGAGUGUGUUUCCUUCAGUGAAUAACUACAAAUUGCUAGCAGAAGCCAGGAGGAACCUUGGACUCUUUCAGCAUCAUGACGCUAUUACAGGAACAGCCAAAGAUUGGGUAGUUGUGGAUUAUGGCACUAGGCUUUUCCAUUCAUUAAUGAACUUGAAGAAAGUGAUAAUUGACUCUACUCAUAUUCUUAUCCUAAAGGAUAAAAGUACUUAUAGUUAUGAUGCAUCAACUCCAUUCCUGAAGAUGGAUGAUGUUCAGGCCUCCCAAGAUUCUCUGCCACACAAGACAGUUAUAAAGCUGACAUUGCAACCAAGAUACCUUUUGAUAUAUAAUCCUACGGAACAAGAGCGAUUUUCAGUGGUUUCAGUCCACGUGAAUUCACCCAAAGUUAAAUUAUUGUCUCCAUUGGGAAAACCUGUUGCUCUCCAGAUUAGUGCUGUUUGGGAUGGAGCAACUACAGUAUCACAUGAAGCAUAUCAGAUCUCUUUUGUGGCACAUCUGCCGCCUCUUGGGAUUGGAGUUUACCAGCUUUUGGCGGAUGAGAGUUCAGAAGCAGUCUUAGCUGACUACAAUAUAUACAUAAGGAAUAGUAGGCAGGAAAAGGCAGACAGAAUUUUCAAGAUAAAAGAGAUGGAGAAUUCUGCAGAUAAUAUAAUCUUAGAAAAUGCAUACAUGAAACUGUGGUUUUCAGGAAUGUCUGGAUUACUGGAGAAAAUAAACACUAAAGAAGAUGGUAAAAACCAUCAAAUGAAAGUGGAGUUUGCUUGGUAUGGAACUACAAGUAACCGAGAUAAAAGCGGGGCUUAUCUCUUCCUACCAGAUGGAGAUGCCAAGCCUUACAUUUUUACAGAUCCACCUACCAUAAGAGUUGCUCAUGGAAGGAUUUUUUCAGAAGUUGUUUGUUUUUUUCACCAUGUAACACAUACCAUGCGACUUUAUAAAGUCCAGGGUUUGGAAGGACAGUCUCUCGAAGUUUCCAAUAUUGUUGACAUUAGAGGAGAAUAUAAUCGUGAACUUGCAAUGAGAAUUUCAUCUGACAUUAACAGUCGAAAUAGAUUCUAUACUGAUCUUAAUGGGUAUCAGAUCCAGCCUAGACUGACGAUGAGCAAGUUGCCUCUUCAAGCAAAUAUCUAUCCUAUGACUACAAUGGCUUAUAUUCAAGAUGUUGGUGUUCGUUUGACACUCCAUUCAGCUCAGUCUCUAGGUGUUGCAAGCUUGAAAAAUGGUCAGCUGGAAGUGAUCAUGGAUCGCCGGCUUAUGCAGGAUGACAACCGUGGCCUUGGACAAGGUGUUCAAGAUAACAAGAUUACAGCUAAUAUCUUCCGACUUCUGCUGGAAAGAAGACAUGGAACAGAUGUGAAUGAAGAGAAGGCAUCAGUCAGUUUUCCAUCACUUCUUAGCCAUAUGACCUCUCUUUUCCUAAAUCAUCCUGUAAUUCCAAUGACAACAAAUGCAGAGUCAGGUGUCCCAGAGAUGAUGAAUAUAUUUUCUCCACUCAUGUUGUCCAUGCCUUGUGACAUGCAUAUAGUCAAUCUGAGGACAAUCCAAUCAAAGGUAGAUACCGAACCAUCUGAUGAAGCUGCUCUGAUUCUUCACAGGAAGGGAUUUGACUGCAGAUUUUCAAACAGAGACAUGGGUCUGCUCUGUUCCACUACUCAGGGAAAGAUAAAGGUGCAUAAACUCUUUAACAAAUUCAGGGUGGAAAGUCUUACACCCACAUCUUUAUCUUUGAUGCAUUCACCUCCAGAUGCCAGAAAUAUAAGUGAAAUAAAUAUGAGUUCUAUGGAGAUAAAUACGUUCCGGAUUCGGCUAAAAUGAAAUCUUGCUUUAAUACUCAGAUAGAGAAGAAGGAUCUGCAAUUAUAUCUCCUCUUAGUUUCACGUGCAAUAAGAAGCACAUUAAUAUUGUUCCGUCUUCUGGAUGCUGUGAGAAAAAGAUGCAUUCUAUAAUUUUUUUUGACUACACAGUGAAAAGCCAUGUUGCAAGCAACUUUUUUGUUUGUUCAGGUUUCCUCCCUCCCCCUCCUCCCUCCCCAUAAAAUAGGAACAUCAGUGGGAGUUAAUACAAGUGAAGACAUUUCUAAGGAUGUUAACCUCUCAACAGAUUAAAUCUCAGGUUAAAUGCUAACUAAUGAUGCUUCUGGUGUUUUAAGUUUCAUAAAGAGGGGAUUGGAUUUUAAACAGCCUUCUUUUGCUGAUUCUUGAUGAAUUUACGUACAAAUAACUCAGUGUAGAAAGUCCUGAUGCAGCUUGGAAAUAAUAAGAUAAAAUAUU